Messenger RNA from Amoebophrya sp. A120, 636 nucleotides. NCBI's taxonomy places the organism in Eukaryota, Dinophyceae, Syndiniales, Amoebophryaceae. The record is from the annotation of a GenBank genome assembly.
GGGGACGACACGCCGCGCCGCGCCAAGCAUUCAGCAACAAGGGGUCAACGUUAAAGUGAAAAUAUCUUUUCACGAGUUUCUGCAGUUCAGCACAGCGGAUUUACGGCAAGCUCACACGCAAGCUGGCCGUAGCGCAAUGUACAACGGGCAGAACCCAAUUCCUGGCAAGCCCGUGGUGAACUUCUUUCCCUACCUGCGGAUCUUGUUCUCCCUCUUCCUCCAAGCGGGAGGAAGUGCUGGAUACGCACUGACAGCUGCGGAGGUUGCUGAGUUUCUGGACAAGCUUUCUGACGGGUCGAGACCUGUGGCGGGGGCGGGGGAGGUCCUGAAUUAUGGAUUGCAAAAAUGUCUGGGUCUGGAACAUUGCAACUUGUCAUGCUCAAUCCGAAUCAUGCAGAAAUCUGUGUUGCAUGAGUGCCAAAGGCUGUCCACUUUCGACCAAGUUUGGAUGGAGUUUCUCGUGCAGGAGAGGCAUGCGGGAGACCUCACAGACUCCGUCAUGCUAGGUCCCGCAUUCCAGACCUCAUGGGUCAUGAAAAACUUACAUGACAAGUUUACACUCUUCCAGACCCAGACAUAUUUGCAUUUCGUAUGAAUUCAUCCCACACGAAAGUCUACAGCUUUUUUGACUUCCAC